AUGUCUCAAGGCGCUCCGCCGGCCGGCCCUGGUGGCCCGGUCGUCUCGGUAGCAAACAUUCGCGGCUUGGGAAGGAACGACCCCGGCCUCUUUAAAAUGAGUGGGGAGAUUUUCGGAUGGAAAAAUAGGAGGAAUGGGAAAGUUUAUCAGUACAAAAGCUCAGAUGUUGCAGACGCACAGUGGAUACACUGUGGGGCUGACCAGUAUCAACUCAAGAUCGUCCUCGGUCCUCACAGAAAUGACAGCAUCGUCAUCUUUGAUGGUUUUCACAAAAAGAACUAUGAGGACAUCCGUCGGCACUUUUCUGAUCACUUUAAGCUCCAACUGCAGACCAAAAACAUAGCGCAUUUGGGCUGGCACUGGGGCGAUGUUUCCAUGGAUGGAAACAAUUUGAAUGUUUCAGUGAACGGCUGCCCCGCAUUUGAAGUAAAUGCUCAAGACAUUGCCCAGGUUACGACACCAUCAAAAAAUGACUUGGCUAUUGAGCUUGUGCAAGAUGACACGAGGGAUCAAUCAGAAGAUAUGCUUUUAGAGAUUCGGCUGUUCCAGCCGGCGACGGGCGAUGAGGAAACGGACAGCCAUCUUCAGAACCUGAAGGAGAAGCUUGUGAAGAAAAGCGGCGUCGCUGAAACGAAGAUGGAAAGCAUUGCUCUUCUGAACGAUGUGCCUCUGUUGGUGCCAAGGGGACGCUAUGAAAUCGACAUCGGUCGCCGUGCAUUGAAGUUUCAUGGGAAGUCGUACGACUACACAAUUCUCUACACGAACAUCAACAGAAUGUUCCUCGUGCCUCGUCCGAAUUCUCCGCACGUCAACUUCAUUCUGUCUUUGGAUAAUGCUAUGAGACAAGGACAGACAUCUUACCCCUUCGUCGUGAUGCAGUUUGACAGCGAGAACGUAACUUCGGCUGAAGUGAAUCUGGAGGAGGCGGAGCUAAAGGAGAAGGGACUCGAAAAGCAGCUAGAGGGAAAAACGUUCGAUGUAAUUACGCGCAUUUUGAAGUCCCUAAUCGGGAAGAGCGUAAUUGUCCCUGGAGAUUUCAAGAGCGUCAAGAACCAAUAUGGAAUAACUUGCAGCUACCGAGCACAAAGCGGCCAUUUGUAUCCACUUAAUCGAUCUUUUUUGUUCAUCGUCAAACCUGUUAUAUUUGUCAGAUUUGAAGAUGUGGUCAGUGUAGAAUUUAGCCGCACCGGCGCCAGCACGACCAAUCGUUUCUUUGCAUUCACAGUUUCUUGCCGUGGAGGGGUGGAGCACGAGUUUACUUCCAUUGACCGCAACGAGUACAGCCCCUUAGUUGAAUUCCUGACGCAAAAAGGAAUUCGCAUCAAGAACGUCGAAAAAGGAAAUGCACCAAGGACUGGUGGCCUGCAGGAAGCAGAAAUUCAAACAGAUGAAGACGAUGACGAUUAUGGUGGAGAAGAGUCCGAAACUGACGAAGACUUUGAAGAAGAGGAGGACGACGAACAAAGCGAAGCCAGUGCUGCGGAGUCAAAUGAGGACGGCGAAAAGGAGAAAAAACGGAAACACAAACACAAAGUGAGGGUGUAA
This is a messenger RNA of Eimeria necatrix, 1545 nucleotides long. RefSeq names its product structure specific recognition protein I, putative. Gene Ontology annotation, molecular function: DNA binding; histone binding; nucleosome binding. Gene Ontology annotation, cellular component: nucleus; FACT complex. The record is from RefSeq and is a predicted model, not a curated record. The transcript is spliced from 11 exons. Lineage: Eukaryota; Apicomplexa; Conoidasida; Eucoccidiorida; Eimeriidae. The coding region runs from base 1 to 1545 and encodes 514 amino acids.